UAAAAAAAAAAAAAUAAGUAUGACAUAUUUUCCAGAUCAAUUGUUCACACAGGAUACACUCAUUUUGCUCCAUAUGCUCCAGUUUUUCUGUUACGCGCUACGUGCUAUUUAUUUAUUUAUUUUUUGUUUUUUGGCAAGGGUCGUUUUGCUAGGCUAGGAGGUAGUUUCUAGCAAGUCACGUUAAUGGUGGAAAAACUUUAAUUACUGCUCCAUUGUAAUUGCAGUAAGUCUUCGGACAGCCUCCCCAACUGGACAAAACAACUUUAACAGGAUAACAGUGGCAUCUAAAGGCCCUUUGACUCUACAACAUGCAUCCCGUGCGCUCCGUGUCUCACGCAGUCCUGAGUGUUUAAUCUCCCGUAAUUACACAGAUUUGCUUAGGUUAAUAAAAAUAAUCCGCCUAAAUUGAGACCCCCUACCUCGACCUCCCCUGUGCCUCCUUUGCCCCUUUCUGUGAGGGAUCAAUUUGCCGUCAUAUAAAUAGUGUGAAGCCCAACUUUGAUUUAGGAGCAUAGCGGAAAGCCGGGCUAGCCGAAGAGGUGCCGACGCUUUGCGAAAAUUCGGUGUUUCGAAAAAGUCGCCGCGUUUAACCUCACAGACUGACGUCAUUUCCACGCCGUAGAGAUCGUGUUGCCGAUGAGCGCAUCAAGGUUAACGACAGUUGAGAGGCUCAUCUUUAUCUGUGAUCUUGUCAACGCUACGACUCGGACGAAAGCAGCCAGGGGUGAGAUAUCGGGCCAUGCUGUAAAAGCCCAACUUUUCCAAAGACCGCAAAGAAUUUUUCACGUCUCAUCUCAAAGGUACAAUUUGUCAGUCAUGAGUGCCAGUUAUUUAACACCGGAGAUGACGACGGAAGACAGGAGCGGCCGAGAGCGACUCGGACUGAGCUUCACCAUCGACUACCUCCUGUUCAACAAGGGAGCCAAAGAUUCGGCGAGAGAAGCGACGGCUGAGCGGACGUUGCUCGAUCGUCACGAACCCAAAGAGGUGGUCGCCGUACAGGAGAGGUCAGCAGAGACCGCAGAAAGGGACGUCAGAGGAGAGGAGGGGGAUGGAGAGCAACGAGAGGAGGGGGAGGAGGAGGUGACCACUACCACUAUCGCCACGUCCGACGAAAAACCCAACCAGUCGUACAUCGCGCUCAUCUCCAAGGCCAUCCUGGCGUCGGAGCAGAAGAAGCUGCUGCUGUGCGACAUCUACCAGUGGAUCAUGGACCACUACCCUUACUUCAAAAGCAAGGAUAAAAACUGGAGAAACAGCGUGCGCCACAACCUGUCCCUGAACGACUGCUUCAUCAAAGCUGGACGUAGCGAAAACGGCAAAGGCCACUUCUGGGCUGUCCACCCAUCAAACUACAAGGACUUUUCCAACGGGGACUACCAUUGCCGGAGGACGCGACGGAGGGUCCGCAGGGCGGCCGGGCAGCUCCUCCUCUCGCCCCUUGGCUCGCCAUACCAAGUCAACCACCACCAGAGGGCGCCCUGCUGGUGCUGCCCACAGGUCCACUCGCUCCCUUUAUCCUGCUUGGCCCCCAGACUCUUCUGGCCUUGGUCCAGUGGCCAAGUGUCAGGCUUCCACCCUGGUCUGCAUGUCUCUGGACCUUCAGGUUGAACCACUAAAAUUUAGCGGGAUUAGGAUCAGUUUGGCACUGAUUCACUGGAAUUUUAGGCUGAGAUGUGUUUAUGCUAUGUCACUAUCGGACCCUGAUAUCUGUGCAAGUUAAAUUGUGUGUAGGACAAUAUGAGUUAAACCAAAAACGCAUUAUCCAAAGUGAUUGAAAAGUACUUAUGUUAUUUUUUGUCUGUUCUUUAAUUCAUGAUAAUUUAAUAUUUAUUUUUUUCCUCACAUUUUUCAUGUCUCUUCUUUAAUGUGUGAGAAUUUAAAUAUGGGACGACUUCCGACUGGAUUGUGGGUACAUUAAUUCUUCGCCAUAACGUGAAUGCGUGGUGAAAUCUGGCCUGUUUCCAUUGCUGCGGAUAAUGUUGAAGAUUUCAUUUUCAUGCAAGAUGGGCUGCCCAUCAUUUUGCUACUGUGGAUGUUGAAUGACUUUGAUAGGGAGAUUGCUGGGUUGUCGGCUUCACGUGAGUGGCCAGUCAGGCGUCCAGACUUAAUAAACACCCGUGACUUUGUUUUUGGUUGUUUAAAUGACGGCCUAUUGGACCACACCAAAAAUUUUGAAAGACCUUGAUGGGCAAUUACAAGAAGAUGUCUUCCAAAUAGACAGAAGUUCAAUCUAUUCAAGGAGGAAACAUCCUACUUCUCAGCAUUAGUGUUUUUUCUUUUUUUUUUUUGCUAUAUUUUAUGUGGCCCUCAUUUUUUCUCUGAUGCAGAUCACCGACCAAUAAAAAAGGAGCCCCGGAAAUGAAACAUUUGCACAAUACUGUAUGCUGUUUUGUAAAUGACCAAAGUUAACAAUUGCACUUACCUGUACUUCUUUUUUUAAUAAAACAUACAAACUGUUCGGUUAAGGCAAUAUUAUAUUACAAUAAUUCGUUACAUUGCUA
Hippocampus comes (tiger tail seahorse) is the source of this 2504-nucleotide messenger RNA. RefSeq names its product forkhead box Q2 (gene foxq2). The record is from RefSeq and is a predicted model, not a curated record. NCBI's taxonomy places the organism in Eukaryota, Metazoa, Chordata, Actinopteri, Syngnathiformes, Syngnathidae. The transcript has 2 exons. Bases 637 to 1611 code for a protein of 324 amino acids. Gene Ontology annotation, biological process: cell differentiation; anatomical structure morphogenesis; regulation of transcription by RNA polymerase II. Gene Ontology annotation, molecular function: RNA polymerase II cis-regulatory region sequence-specific DNA binding; DNA-binding transcription factor activity, RNA polymerase II-specific.